This is a messenger RNA of Sinocyclocheilus rhinocerous, 507 nucleotides long. Its product is annotated as secreted phosphoprotein 24-like. Lineage: Eukaryota; Metazoa; Chordata; Actinopteri; Cypriniformes; Cyprinidae. The transcript is spliced from 4 exons. The record is from RefSeq and is a predicted model, not a curated record. Bases 1 to 507 code for a protein of 168 amino acids. Gene Ontology annotation, biological process: bone remodeling. Gene Ontology annotation, cellular component: extracellular region.
AUGAACUGUGGAUGCAACGCAACACGGCAGCUUCUAUUAGGUUAUAACUUCAGUCCUCUGGCUGACCUGGCAUUAAAGGUUCUUGUUGAUGAAGUCAACAGGCAGUCCAGCAAUUUCAACCUGCACAGGUCAACCACCAGAGUGGUCCGAAAAAAGAAAAUCACACUGGUACGUGAUAAUACGUAUGAUAUCCUGCUUGAUUUCGGAAUAAAGGAGACAGUCUGUCUGAAAUAUAAUACCAGAAGACCAUACAUGGACAGUUGCCUUUUCAAACAGGGACGUCUUGCGUCUAAGGUAUUGUGCUCGAGUAUUGUGCGUGUUGGCAGCAUGUUUGUAGCUCCUCUGGGCAUUCGUUUUAUUGCUAGUACAGCUGCGCUUGGGUCCUGCUCAGAGUCCAGCAGUGAAGAGGUCAUUAUUCGGCGGACAGGACGGGUUCCUCUGGGCUCUUUCUCUCCAGGAGUCAUUCUGUGUCAAGGAGAGUUUGACUGUUCCAGAAUACUGCUGUGA